Sinocyclocheilus anshuiensis is the source of this 2986-nucleotide messenger RNA. RefSeq names its product myotubularin-related protein 3. Gene Ontology annotation, molecular function: metal ion binding; protein phosphatase binding; phosphatidylinositol-3-phosphate phosphatase activity. The record is from RefSeq and is a predicted model, not a curated record. Bases 107 to 2875 code for a protein of 922 amino acids. Lineage: Eukaryota; Metazoa; Chordata; Actinopteri; Cypriniformes; Cyprinidae. Gene Ontology annotation, biological process: phosphatidylinositol dephosphorylation; regulation of autophagy. Gene Ontology annotation, cellular component: membrane; cytoplasm. The transcript is spliced from 17 exons.
GGUCAUUGCCUUAACCAGCUACCGCCUUCACAUCAAGCUGCAGGAGAACGUCAUCAAUGUUCCUCUGCAGCUGAUUGAAAGUGUGGAGUGUCGGGAUCUGACACAGAUGCACCUCACCUGUAAAGACUGUAAGCUCAUCAGGUGUAACUUCCUGUCGGUGGAGCAGUGUCAGGAUUGGCUGAGGAGGAUCAGCGCAGUCGUUCGACCGCCGGCGCCGCUGGAGGAGCUCUUCGCCUUCGCCUUCCUCUCGUGUAGCGCCAGCGUCUCUGCAGAGGACAGAGAGGUGCAUGAUGGGAUCUGCCGUGCAGGAGGACACCAGCGGAGGUUCAAGCGAGAGCUGGAGAGGAUGGGCUUCGACACACACAGUGCCUGGAGAAUCUCCAACAUCAACAGCAACUACAGGCUUUGUGCCAGUUACCCAGAGCAGAUAAUCGUGCCUGCUGCGGUCAGCGACCAGGAGUUGGAGAACGUGGCGGAGUUCAGAUCAUGGAAGAGGAUCCCGGCUGUCGUUUACAGACACCAGAGUUCGGGCGCUGUGAUUGGUCGAUGCGGGCAGCCAGAGGUCAGCUGGUGGGGUUGGCGUAAUACUGACGAUGAGCAUUUGGUCCAAGCCAUUGCUAAAGCCUGCGUCGCGGAUUGGGCUGCGAACACAAUUCAAUCGAACACAAACACAAUCCCCGGUGAGCUCAGUGACUGCAAUCCGCACGCAGCCAAUGGGAGCGCAGAGCCGGAGCCAAAGGCCACGCCCCCUCAGAGGCUGUUGAUUAUGGACGCGCGCUCGUACGCGGCUGCAGUAGCCAAUCGGGCGAAAGGAGGCGGCUGUGAGUGUCCAGAGUAUUACCCCAGCUGUGAGGUGAUGUUCAUGGGAAUGGCCAACAUCCACUCCAUCCGGAAGAGCUUCCAGAGUUUGCGGACGCUCUGCGCUCAAGUGCCGGAUCCGGUCAACUGGCUGUCGGCGCUGGAAGGGACUAAAUGGCUGCAGCAUCUGUCUCUGCUGCUGAAGGCGUCUCUGCUGGUGGUGAACGCACUGGAUCGGGACCACAGGCCUGUGCUGGUGCACUGCUCCGACGGAUGGGACCGCACACCUCAGAUAGUGGCUCUGUCCAAACUCAUGCUGGAUCCCUUCUACAGGACCAUCCAGGGUUUUCAGGUGCUGGUGGAGACGGAGUGGCUGGAUUACGGUCAUAAGUUUGCUGAGCGCUGUGGUCACGGCGAGAGCGCAGACGAUCUGAACGAGCGCUGUCCCGUGUUCCUGCAGUGGCUCGACUGCGUUCACCAGCUCCCGAGACAGUUCCCCUGCUCCUUCGAGUUCAACGAGGCCUUUCUGGUGAAGUUAGUGCAGCACACAUACUCGAGUCUGUUUGGGACGUUCCUGUGUAACAGCGUGAAGGAGCGCGAGGAGCAGCGCGUUCAGGAGAAGACGUGCUCCAUUUGGUCUCUGCUGCGGCCCGCCAACACUUCCUUCCACAACAUCCUAUACUCGCCGCGCUCCGAGACGGUUUUGCACCCGGUGUGUCACGUGAGGAAUCUGUUGCUGUGGAGUGCCGUCUACCUGCCAAACUCCGCCCCCUCCAUGCCUUCUGACGAGUCAUGUGUGCCAGACUCCGCCCCCUCAGCCUCACCCGAGGACACACCUGUGAGCAGGUUACCAAAGACACGGUCGUACGACAACCUGCCCUCGUCCUGUGAGGGUUUGACCCCAAACCGCCGCAGCAGCGACCCAAACCUGAAUGAGAAGUGGCAUGACCGCCUGCUCGCAUUAGAGAUCAGCGUGACGACAGAAGCCUGCGGAAACCACACGCAGACGUCAGAACGAGGCGGCCUGGAUCAGAGACUCGGCCUAAACACGAACGUUUCUGAUGAAUUAAACACAGAUCGUCCAGAAAAUGGGGCGGAGCUUUCUGUGACUGACAGCCAAAUGCAAAACACACAGCACAGGAAGCUGGAUCUUCUGAAAAACACACCUGCCUUCGAUAUCCCAGAGGAAUCGGCUCUGAAUGAGAGCAACAGUGAGGACCAAACACUCGAGUCGGAAGAAAAACGCCCACCUGCAUCCCAGCAUCCUUCGCAAACUAACAAAAACAUUGAAUUAACACCAGACGGGCUGCUUCUAGAUAACUGUACUAUUACCCAUGAUUCUUCAGAAUGUAGCAGCCAGUCUUCCAUGGAAAGUUCUUCCAGUCCAAACCACACAACUCAGACUCUUAAUGGCAUCUGCUCACCUUCCCAGCAUCCCGUUCAUCCUCUUUUUCCGUCGGCUGAUAGGGACGCAGCGGGAGACGCUUCUCCGACGUUGCCCCACAAGCGUCCGCUGGGUGUUUCCGGGCGUUUAUCGGCGUUAGGGCACCUGGAUAAGGACGGCUUGAGUCUGCACAGUGAUGCUGUACAGGUGCGUCUGCGGCAGAUGGAGGCGGGGCAUCAGCUGCAGGUGGAGACGCUGAAGAAACAGGUGCAGGAGCUCUGGAGCCGUCUGCAUGUCAACGGGAAGCUGACGUCUCUGCCGGACGGGGAGAAUAACAUGGAGUCGGGCUGUUUGCAGCGCUGCGGGAAAACCGAUCUCUUGUCCGAGUCCAGCUGGGAACAGAUCGAACAGCAGGAAGCAGAGUGGUUCUCGGGUCACGCGGCGUCUCGCUGCUACGGGUGCGAGAGGACGUUCUGGCUGGCGGCGAGGAAGCAUCACUGCAGCGGCAGAGAGCCGGUUGAAGAGGCCUGGAACUGUGGGAAUGUUUUCUGCGCCAGCUGCUGCGAUCAGAAGGUGGCGGUGUCGAGUCAGCAGCUCCGUGAGCACAGUCACGUGUGUCAGGCGUGUUACGGUCACCUGCGGCCCCCCGCCGAGCUGGAGCUGGAGAAACCCAUCGCCGCCAGCUCCAACUGAGAGCCGCAUCCGGCCCAAUAAACCAACCCCUCGCUCACACAGAGCCUAAGAGCACACACAUGUGAAGCAGAGAGUCGGACACUGACCGGUGAUCAUAAGCAGCUUGUCGAG